Cantharellus anzutake is the source of this 1257-nucleotide messenger RNA. RefSeq names its product WLM domain-containing protein. The coding region runs from base 157 to 1257 and encodes 366 amino acids. The transcript has 6 exons. The record is from RefSeq and is a predicted model, not a curated record. NCBI's taxonomy places the organism in Eukaryota, Fungi, Basidiomycota, Agaricomycetes, Cantharellales, Hydnaceae.
UUUCUGUAUUGAACACUAAUAUGGUCCGUGGCCACGCCAGCAUUUGUGGUUCUGGGCGGUUCGAUCGCCUUUGCUUAUAUAACUUGUUCCCUCAGUUGCGUUGCUUAGCGCAGUCAUUGAUACCCCGUACAUCCUCCCUUUAGCCCCCCCUCUACCAUGCCUGGCUCUAACUUCGGUCGAAAACAGCAAAUCGAGCGCGCUCUGACAUCGAGCAAGGAUAGUUAUGUCCUUAGUUAUUCCCACUUGAAAGGCCGGCCACACGAGGGAAAAGCUAUUCCAAUGCUCCAGAAGGUCGCGUCACUCGUCAAACCCAUCAUGCGUAAACAUGGUUGGACAUUACCGUUACUCUCGGAAUUCUUUCCAGAUAAUCCCAGCCUUGUUGAUGUCAAUGGUGGUGAACAAAUUCUGCUCAGAUUGCGCCCAGCAUGGGCUCCCAAUACAUUCUACGACGAAGGAGAGCUUGUGUCCGUCAUGCUCCAUGAGUUGACCCACAAUGUUCAUGGACCACACGACUCAGCAUUCUACACCUUUCUAUCCAAACUUGAAGACGAAUAUGCAGAACUGCAACGCAGCGGCUAUUCAGGCGAAGGCUUCUUCUCCAAAGGAAAAAAGCUAGGCGGUGGAUAUUCGCUUGACCUCCCGCCUCAUACCGCUAGACUCAAAGCAGUCGAAGCUGCCGAGAAGCGUGCCCGAGUUUCCAAAGUCCUCGGUUCGGGGGGCAACCGCUUGGGAGGAGCUGUCACGGCAAAAUCACCAAGGGAACUGGCCGCUGAAGCUGCCGAGAGACGUACGAGGGAUGAGAAAUCAUGUGGUCAUGGGCAGGGUACUGGGGGCGCCGAUGUUGCCAAGGUUGAAUCUGAAAAGGCCGCUCGGGAAGACGGAGUGAUCGAUUUGACAUCCUCUGAUGAAGAUGAUGAUAUAACUGUGCUCUCGGAUACCCCGGAGCCUGUCAAGAAGACUCCGCCCACCUCGUCCGGUGCAUCAACCUCUAGCCAACCACCACAACUUACCAACACCGGAAACCCUAGGAAGAGGCGUCUCUCCAUGGAUCGAAUCCCCCAAGAAUGGAGCUGCGCAGCAUGCACUUUUAAUAAUCCCCCAAUAAACACUCAAUGCGAGAUCUGUCUGACCCCGCGAGAGCCUUCUGAGCCUGAAGAGUCAAGUCUGAGCUGGACAUGCUGGGUGUGUGAUCAAAGGGGUAUGCCGCACGAAUUUUGGACUUGCACUCGAUGUGGAUGGGUGAAAGUUCAAUCCUAA